AUGAGGAAGUGGACGAUCCCUUCCGCUCUGCUUCUGCUGUGCCUUCUCUCUCUCCUGCCGGAUCAGGGUCGGAAAUUACAGGCCAAUGCAGAGGGUAGUUCUGAGGAGCUCGUAGAUCCACCAAAGGUUGAGGACAAGAUCGGGGCUGUUCCCAAUGGGCUGUCCACCGACUCUGACGUCGCUAAGAGGGAGGCCGAGUCAAUCUCAAAGAGAUCACUCCGCAGCAACGCGGAACAGUUUCAGUUCCAGGCAGAGGUGUCUCGGCUCAUGGACAUUAUUAUCCACUCUCUCUAUAGCAACAAAGACAUUUUCCUCAGGGAGCUGAUCUCCAAUGCUUCUGAUGCGCUCGACAAGAUUAGAUUCCUUGCCCUUACAGACAAGGAGGUUUUGGGUGAAGGCGAUGACACUAACCUCCAAAUACAGAUUAAAUUAGACAAGGAGAAGAGAAUCCUCUCCAUUCGUGACAGGGGUAUAGGUAUGACAAAGGAGGACUUAAUCAAGAACUUGGGAACCAUAGCAAAAUCUGGAACUUCAGCCUUUGUGGAGAAGAUGCAGACAAGUGGUGAUCUCAAUCUUAUUGGGCAAUUUGGAGUUGGGUUCUACUCUGUAUACCUCGUUGCAGAUAAUGUGGAAGUCAUCAGCAAACACAAUGAUGACAAACAGCAUGUUUGGGAGUCAAAGGCUGACGGGUCAUUUGUAGUUUCCGAGGAUACAUAUAAUGAACCACUGGGACGUGGUACUGAAAUUAGAUUGCAUCUUAGAGAAGAAGCAGGGGAAUAUUUGGAAGAGAGCAAACUAAAAUUGGUGAAGAAAUAUUCUGAAUUUAUCAACUUCCCCAUCCACCUCUGGGCAAGCAAAGAGGUUGAUGUGGAGGUUCCUGCCGAUGAGGAUGAGUCCUCUGAUGAGGAAGAAUCAACUGAAAGCAAAUCCUCCGAGGAAGAAACUGAGAAAAGUGAAGAUGAAGAUGAAGAUUCUGAGAAAAAACCGAAGACAAAGAAAAUAAAAGAAACUACUUAUGAAUGGGAGCUUCUAAAUGAUGUUAAAGCUAUAUGGUUGCGCAAUCCAAAGGAAGUAACUGAUGAAGAGUACACCAAAUUCUAUCACUCUCUUGCCAAGGAUUUUGGUGAUGAGAAGCCUUUAUCAUGGAGCCACUUUACCGCUGAAGGUGACGUAGAAUUCAAGGCUGUCCUGUUUGUGCCUCCUAAGGCUCCUCAUGAUCUAUAUGAGAGCUACUAUAAUGCCAAUAAAUCCAACUUGAAGUUGUAUGUUAGAAGGGUUUUCAUUUCAGAUGAAUUUGAUGAGCUUUUGCCAAAGUAUCUGAAUUUUUUGAAGGGUCUUGUUGAUUCUGAUACCUUGCCACUCAAUGUAUCACGAGAAAUGCUUCAACAACACAGCAGUUUGAAGACAAUUAAGAAGAAGCUCAUCCGGAAAGCCCUUGAUAUGAUCCGUAAACUUGCUGAGGAAGAUCCUGAUGAGUCCAAUGACAAAGACAAGAAAGAGCUUGAGAAAUCCAGUGAUGAUGAUGAGAAGAGAGGCCAAUAUACUAGAUUCUGGAAUGAAUUCGGCAAGUCCAUUAAGCUUGGUAUCAUUGAAGAUGCGGCUAACAGGAAUCGUUUGGCAAAACUCCUAAGAUUUGAGAGCACCAAGUCAGAUGGAAAAUUGACUUCACUAGAUCAGUACAUUUCAAGGAUGAAAUCUGGGCAGAAGGACAUAUUUUACAUUACUGGAGCCAGCAAAGAACAGUUGGAAAAAUCUCCAUUCAUUGAGCGGCUUAAGAAGAAAAAUUAUGAGGUUAUUUUCUUCACAGAUCCAGUUGAUGAAUAUCUGAUGCAAUACUUGAUGGACUAUGAAGACAAGAAAUUCCAGAACGUGUCAAAGGAGGGUUUGAAACUUGGUAAAGACUCAAAAGACAAGGAAGUCAAGGAAUCAUACAAGGAACUCACUAAAUGGUGGAAGAGUGCUCUUGCCAGUGACAAUGUGGAUGAUGUGAAGCUGUCCAACCGUUUGGCUGACACGCCUUGUGUGGUCGUGACAUCAAAGUAUGGUUGGAGUGCAAACAUGGAGAGGAUCAUGCAGUCUCAGACUUUAUCAGAUGCUAGCAAACAAGCAUACAUGCGUGGCAAGAGGAUCCUUGAGAUUAACCCAAGGCACCCAAUCAUCAAGGAGCUCCGGGAGAGAGUAGUAAAGAAUGCUGAGGAUGAGAGCGUAAAGCAGACAGCGCAGCUUAUUUACCAGACUGCACUCAUGGAGAGCGGUUUCAAUCUUCCAGACCCCAAGGAUUUUGCCUCCCGCAUCUACAGUUCAGUGAAGUCUAGCCUAAACAUAAACCCUGAUGUUGCAGUUGAGGAGGAAGAAGAGGUUGAAGAGGUUGAGACAGAAACUGCUACAAAUGAAGCGACAGCUACCCCUGAGGCCGAUGCAGAUACACUGAAGGAUGAGUUGUAG
Prunus armeniaca (apricot) is the source of this 2445-nucleotide messenger RNA. The record is from the annotation of a GenBank genome assembly. NCBI's taxonomy places the organism in Eukaryota, Viridiplantae, Streptophyta, Magnoliopsida, Rosales, Rosaceae.